CGCGUCUGUGCUCGUUCUAAUGUUUCGCAAUCGGCCAAAGUCGCAUUGACAGAACAUCGUGGCAGCUGAAUACUCCUCCAAGGCAAUCUGAAGCUUUGCUCUUGAGCGGUGGGAGGCGCCCCGAACUUUUGUCAUGGAUUCGCAACUCCUGUUGUUUAGAAGGCAGUACCUGCAGCUUUUCGAGCCAGACUUCCUGGCAUGGCCCCCGAAAGAGCUUCUGCGAGACUCUGCCAUCCAAGCUUGGUUGUACAAGCACUUAUUUGACAGCGACAAGAAUCAGUACUUGCCUCCACCGCGAUAUCAGUUGCGAGUUCUCAAGCCUCUGCUUGCGAGAAUUGAAAAGUCCAUUCAAGAUCCUGAAGAAGAUGAGAUUUCGGACGAUCUCAUGAAUCAUCUGGGCGAGCUCAUGUCUGCAGAUCUGCCAGGUGAAGCCACAGCCGUGCAGCAAAAGACUUAUGUCACUUUCACGUGUCUUCCACCUACAGCUACUAUCAGAGAAGACUACAAGGACGAGCCGACGAUUACUCUCCUCGAGAGGCCCCAACUGCUGUCAGGCUCUCUGACGACAGGAUUCCGAACGUGGGAAGCAGCACUUCAUCUUGGCUCCUACCUCCUGCUUCCCGAAAAUGAGCACCUAAUCAAGGGCAAGAGCCUGCUUGAGCUGGGAGCUGGUACUGGCUUUCUGGCGAUUCUAGCUGCAAAACACCUCGGAGCAAAGCAUGUCACAACGACAGAUGGCGACGAAGGUGUUGUAGAGGCUCUCAAGGAGAAUCUCUUCCUCAACGGGUUAGAUGAUGAGACGAAAGUGCUUACGAGCGUGCUCCGAUGGGGCAGAGGCUUGAAAGCUACUUGGGUUGAAGAGGACUGUGAAGCAUAUCCUUACGAUGUGAUACUGGGUGCUGACAUAACAUACGAUAAGACUGGCAUCUCAGCGCUGGUGGCCACUUUGCGGCUUCUUUUCGAGCUCAGACCACAACUGCACAUGCUCAUCUCUGGUGUUGUCAGAAAUCUGGACACUUUCGAAACGUUCAGACAGUCCUGCUUGCGUAACCAUUUCGAGGUCACUGAGAUCGACUUUCAGCCCAAGUCAAUAGAACAGCAAACGUCUCUGUUCUAUCAGAAGGCGUUUCCGAUCAAGAUUUUGUCGAUCAAGAAGCCUUAAUGACACAUCGUCUACGUAGAUAUCGCUUCACUACGAUCAAUUUCCCCGAC
Molecule: messenger RNA, 1212 nt
Organism: Cercospora beticola
Lineage: Eukaryota; Fungi; Ascomycota; Dothideomycetes; Mycosphaerellales; Mycosphaerellaceae
Gene: EFM3
Product: protein-lysine N-methyltransferase
Source: RefSeq, a predicted model, not a curated record